AUGAUGCUUACUGAGGCUCCUCUCGAGGUUUUUAUGAAUUUUACCCUUUACCGCGACAUGGAAGAAACUAACGAAACAAUAUCCUUAUUUUUAAACGACAGUGGCUUAGAUCACCAAAUAGACAAUGUUACUUUACCUGUAAAGGUUCCUCUAAGUUAUCAGAUCUCAACAUCUGUGCUGAUCGGUGCGCUCAUUCUGUGCUCCAUAUUUGGAAACGCGUGCGUUGUUGCGGCUAUUGCUUUGGAGAGAUCACUCCAAAAUGUGGCAAACUACCUGAUCGGAUCACUUGCGGUCACGGACCUGAUGGUGUCGGUGCUUGUGUUGCCAAUGGCUGCUCUUUACCAAGUUUUAGACAAGUGGACACUUGGGCAGGUAACUUGUGAUAUUUUCAUUUCAUUAGACAUUUUGUGCUGCACAUCUUCCAUUCUGCACCUGUGCGCUAUAGCUUUGGAUAGAUACUGGGCUAUCACCGACCCAAUAGACUACAUGAAGAAAAGGACAUUAAAACGCGCGGCUCUCCUCAUUACCGUUACCUGGCUGGUCGGCUUUUCGAUAUCGAUUCCACCCAUGUUGAUCAUGAAAUCACAGCCUAAGAGUAAAGCUGAAGAUAUGGCAAAUCCUGAAGCAUGUAUGAUCAGCUACGACCCAUGGUACACUAUUUAUUCUACUUUUUGCGCGUUUUACAUACCUCUGAUUCUCAUGCUGGUCUUAUAUGGACGUAUAUUCAAAGCGGCAAGAUUUCGCAUUCGCAAAACAGUGCGAAAAACAGAAAAAAAGAGGGUGAAAUGUUUGACAGUGUCACCUGCGCUUUUUAAAAGAGCAAACGGGGAGCUGGGAAAAAACUGGAAAAGCGCAGUCGAACCCAAGCCCCCUGCGUGCGUAAACGGCGCAGUCAAACACGCGGAGGACGGCGAGUCUCUGGAGAUCAUUGAGGUUCACAGCAAUUCAAAAAACAACCUUCCUCUACCCAAUACUCCAAAUUCUGUCCCUCUGUUUGAAAACAAACAUGAAAAGAACACCGAGGCGAAGAGGAAACUCGCCCUGGCAAGGGAGCGCAAGACAGUAAAGACUCUGGGCAUUAUAAUGGGCACUUUUAUUCUGUGCUGGCUGCCAUUCUUCAUCAAAGCGCUGGUGAUGCCUUUUUGUCCAUCUUGUGAUAUGCCUUUGUGGCUCAUAGACGUCAUUAAUUGGCUUGGCUAUUCAAACUCCCUAUUGAAUCCCAUCAUUUACGCAUACUUCAACAAAGACUUUCAGAGUGCGUUCAAGAAAAUCAUUAAAUGCCAUUUUUGCAGACCAUGAACAUGCGAUUGAUUUGGCUUUUUUAAUCGUAAGUGUCAUUUGUAACAUGCAUUUAACCAGAAAAAGAAUAUGUUGUUUCGAUUUGUUUUCACCGUAAUUCAAACUACUUCAGUAGGCCUACACUAUAAAUAUAAUAAUACGUCUUAUUUUAUCAGAUGUAUGUUGAUCUUGUCAUAUCAGGUUUACAUAAUGUGUACAGAAAACAUGUCUUGUGUCACACAUGGAUAUGUAAAAUAAAAAAG
Molecule: messenger RNA, 1541 nt
Organism: Triplophysa rosa
Lineage: Eukaryota; Metazoa; Chordata; Actinopteri; Cypriniformes; Nemacheilidae
Gene: htr1ab
Product: 5-hydroxytryptamine (serotonin) receptor 1A b
Exons: 1
Coding region: 1-1299 (432 amino acids)
Biological process (GO): regulation of vasoconstriction; adenylate cyclase-activating adrenergic receptor signaling pathway; regulation of hormone secretion
Cellular component (GO): plasma membrane
Molecular function (GO): G protein-coupled serotonin receptor activity
Source: RefSeq, a predicted model, not a curated record